Molecule: messenger RNA, 582 nt
Organism: Racocetra persica
Lineage: Eukaryota; Fungi; Glomeromycota; Glomeromycetes; Diversisporales; Gigasporaceae
Source: the annotation of a GenBank genome assembly
AUUUAGAAAAAUACUUGGCUUUAGAUUGUCCUAAUCAAAAUAAGAAUAUUAUAGAUUUCUAUACUCAAAUUAUUGCUAAUCAACAAGGCCGUAGCCAGGCUGCAUCUCAAGAAAUUACAUCUGGUGUUGAACUAAGUAAAAAAAAACAUAAACUAGCAGGUGAUCAAGCAUCAUUAUCAGAGUUUUUAGAAAGCACCAAAUUAACUCCACAGCAUAAAAAUAAUAUUAAUUCAGCUUUAAUCAAAGUAUUUAUAGUAUGUAAUAUUCCUUUUUACGUUAUUAGCAAUCCAUAUUUUAUUGAUACAUUACGAGCAUUACGAGAAUUAUGGCCUGAAUAUCAACCACUGUCAAGACAAUUACUUGCAGAUCGAUUAUUAAAUGCUGAAAUUAUUAAACUCAAUCAAAAUAUUAGAAAUAUUUUAGAAAAAGCCAACAAUUUAACUCUUGGUUUAGACAGAUGGACAGAUUCAAGUGGAAAAUCAUUAUGGAACUUUAGUCAUACUGGAGAAACAUUACAAGAAUACAUUCAAAAAAUAUUUGAUGAACUUGGUGCAUAUAAGUUUGAAGCUAUAGUAACCGAUU